AUGAAAGCUCUUAUUCUUGUUGGUGGAUUUGGAACGCGUCUCCGACCUUUUACCUUUACGAAGGCGAAGCCUUUAGUUGAAUUUUGCAACCUUCCGAUUGUUUUUCAUCAGCUAAAGGCCUUGGCGGAGGUGGGAGUGAAGCAAGUUGUUUUGGCGUGCAGUUACAAGCCCCAACAGAUUAUUGAUGUGAUCCCCUUCGUGAAGGAAACUUAUGGUAUUGAAAUCAUUAUUUCUGUGGAAGAUAUCCCUAUGGGAACUGCGGGUCCGAUCGUUCUGGCCAAGAAGUAUCUUGAAGAUGAGGACCUUUUCUUUGUGUUUAAUAGUGAUGUAUCUUGCUGUUAUCCCCUUCAGGAGCUCAUUGACUUCCACCGAAAUCACGGUAAGGAAGGCACCAUUGUCGUGACAUGCACGGAGGAUCCUUCCAAAUACGGCGUGGUCCUGGCUGACGAAACGGGCCGCAUCGAGCGCUUCGUUGAGAAGCCCAAAGAAUACGUGGGGAACCACAUCAACGCGGGUAUCUAUCUGUUCAACGCCUCGAUGAUCCGUCGCAUCCCCAACAAGCCAACGUCGAUCGAGCGCGAGAUCUUCCCGAAGAUGGCGGAGGACAAGCAGCUGUACCGGAUGGUUCUCCGCGGGUUCUGGAUGGACAUCGGGCAGCCGCGCGACUAUUUGAAGGGCACCGCGCUCUAUCUGUCGCACGUGCGCGGCCUGCAGGGCGCGACGAAGCAGCUGGUGAACGAGAGCGAGUUCGUGGAGGCGAGCUGGGCGCAGGGGAACGUGCUGAAGCAUGCGACGGCGGAGGUGGGAGCGAACUGCCGCGUGGGUCCGAACGUGGUGCUGGGGAAGGAUGUGAAGCUGGGCGAGGGCUGCGUGGUGGAGAACGCGACGAUCCUCGAGGGCACCGUGCUGGAGGCGAAGUGCGUCGUGCGGAACUGCAUCGUGGGCUGGCGGAAUCGCCUGCAGGAGGGCGUGGAGCUGGAGAGCGUGUUCUCGGGCGAGGACGUGACGUUCCGGAAGGGCGUGCGCCUCUCGGAGUACACGAUCUGCCCCAACAAGAGCGUGAGCGAGUCCAAUCCGGUGGUGAACAAAGUGAUUCUGUGGCGUGUUUGUUGA
Blastocystis hominis is the source of this 1113-nucleotide messenger RNA. RefSeq lists its product as hypothetical. The record is from RefSeq and is a predicted model, not a curated record. Lineage: Eukaryota; Bigyra; Opalinata; Blastocystidae. Gene Ontology annotation, cellular component: cytoplasm. Gene Ontology annotation, molecular function: GTP binding; mannose-1-phosphate guanylyltransferase (GTP) activity. The coding region runs from base 1 to 1113 and encodes 370 amino acids. The transcript is spliced from 9 exons. Gene Ontology annotation, biological process: GDP-mannose biosynthetic process; cell wall mannoprotein biosynthetic process.